Messenger RNA from Bubalus bubalis (water buffalo), 2204 nucleotides. RefSeq names its product dentin matrix acidic phosphoprotein 1 (gene DMP1). Lineage: Eukaryota; Metazoa; Chordata; Mammalia; Artiodactyla; Bovidae. The transcript has 6 exons. Gene Ontology annotation, molecular function: extracellular matrix binding. Bases 163 to 1695 code for a protein of 510 amino acids. The record is from RefSeq and is a predicted model, not a curated record. Gene Ontology annotation, biological process: ossification; extracellular matrix organization. Gene Ontology annotation, cellular component: extracellular matrix.
GCAGUGUUUAAAUUCCUGCACCAUCAGAGAAGUUUUCAGAACCUCAACCCAAGAGAGGCUUCAUUGUUACAGAUUUCCUCUUCGAGAACUUCAGCCUGAUUGUUGAGCCUUUGGGGGAAAAGUCUUUGUUAACUGAAGAGGGUAGGGGUGACACACACGGCUAUGAAGACCACCAUCCUGCUUAUGUUCCUGUGGGGACUUUCCUGUGCUCUGCCAGUAGCCAGGUAUCAAAAUACUGAAUCAAAGAGCUCUGAAGAAUGGAAGGGUCAUUUGGCUCAGACACCAACACCACCUUUGGAGAGCAGUGAGUCAUCAGAAGAAAGUAAACUUAGCUCAGAGGAACAGGCAAAUGAAGACCCCAGUGACAGCACAGAAUCCGAGGAGGUCCUGGGCCUUGAUGAUCAGCAACAUGUUCAUAGACCAGCUGGCGGCCUCUCUCAGAGGGGAGGAAGCGAAGGUGAUAAUAAAGAUGAUGAUGAAGACGAGAGCGGAGAUGACACCUUUGGGGAUGAUGAUGGUGGCCCAGGACCCGAAGAGAGACGAUCAGGAGGGGACUCCAGGCUUGGAAGCGAUGAAGACUCGGCUGACACCACACGAUCCAGGGAAGACAGCACCCCACAAGGGGAUGAGGGGGCCCACGAUACCACCAGCGAGAGCAGGGACCUUGACCGUGAGGAUGAGGGGAACAGCAGGCCCGAGGGCGGUGACUCCACUCCAGACAGCGAGAGUGAGGAGCACUGGGUGGGAGGCGGCAGUGAGGGGGACAGCAGCCACGGGGAUGGCUCUGAGUUCGACGAUGAAGGGAUGCAGAGCGAUGACCCGGGCGCCUACAGGAGCGAGAGGGGCAACUCCCGAAUAAGCGGCGCCAGCCUCAAGUCAAGAGAAUCGAAAGGGGACGAUGAGGAGCAGGCAAGCACCCAGGAUUCCCAUGAGAGACCAGCAGCCGCGUAUCCCCGCAGGAAAUUCUUCCUGAAGUCUCGCCUUCCUGAGGAAGAUGGCAGAGGGGAGCUUGACGACAGCCGCACGAUAGAAGUCAUGAGUGACUCCACUGAAAACCCCGACUCCAAAGAAGCCGGCCUCGGCCAAUCCAGGGAACACAGCAAGAGUGAAUCUCGACAAGAGAGUGAGGAGAACUGGACCCCGGAAGAGAGUCAGGAUGUCCAAGACCCCAGCAGCGAGUCUAGUCAAGAGGUCGACCUGCCUUCUCAAGAAAACAGUAGCGAAUCUCAGGAAGAGGCGCUCCAUGAGCCCAGGGGUGACAACCCCGACAACGCCACCAGUCACUCCAGAGAACAUCAGGCGGACAGUGAGUCCAGUGAGGAGGACGUGUUGGAUAAGCCCUCCGAUUCAGAGAGCACAUCCACAGAGGAACAGGCGGACAGCGAAUCCCAUGAAAGCCUCAGGUCCUCGGAGGAGAGCCCAGAGUCCACUGAAGAGCAGAACAGUUCUAGCCAGGAGGGCGCCCAGACCCAGAGCCGGAGCCAGGAGAGCCCGUCUGAGGAGGACGAUGGUAGCGAUUCCCAGGACAGCAGCAGAUCGAAAGAGGACAGCAACUCGACCGAGAGCGUGUCAAGCAGUGAGGAAGAGGCCCAAGCUAAAAACACUGAGGUAGAAAGCAGAAAAUUAACAGUCGAUGCGUACCACAACAAACCCAUCGGAGAUCAGGAUGACAAUGAUUGCCAAGAUGGCUAUUAGCAUGGGCGUGCCUGAGCGCCUCUCACAGACAGGCGUCCUGGAGGCUGGAGACUAGGGAAAAUCAUAACCGUAAUUUAUUGACGUUUGUAUCAGAAGAAUAGCCCAAGGCCAUUUCUUUCCGAAAGGAAAUGCUGGAUGUUAUACUUGUUUGUGUCUAGGAUGUCAUCAAACCACAGAGGUUUCAAUAAUGGAAAAUUUCACUAGAACACCCUCCAUGGGAGACCUGAAGCAAGGAAAGAUGUGCGUUGUUGCAUCACAGCUGAAAUAGUUCCUAACUCAUUAACCUAACGCACAGUUACACAGGUUGUGCUAUGUACCAGGCACUGUGCUGGGUGGCAAGGAGGUCAAGAAGCUUAAAGACUUGUCUCUUGCUCCUGAGGAGAAGGUUUUGUUGUUGUUCAGGCUCUAAGUCGUGUCCAUCUCUUUGUGACCCAUGGACUGCAGCACACCAGGCUCCUCUGUCCUCUACUAACUCCCGGAGUUUGCUCAAAUUCAUGUCCAUUGAGUCA